This is a messenger RNA of Pelagomonas calceolata, 1247 nucleotides long. The record is from the annotation of a GenBank genome assembly. NCBI's taxonomy places the organism in Eukaryota, Pelagophyceae, Pelagomonadales, Pelagomonadaceae.
CAUUGUGUGUCAGCUUUUUUGUGCCUCCUGCACGCAUCACAGACGCACCUAGACGGCUUCAUCGUGCAUCUUUGUGCUCCUGGAUACCUCUGUUGUUGGUGCGCGUGAGCAAUCGGGCUUUCAUUAGCGCUGACGUCUCGAAAUGAGGCUGCUCCUCUCCACGCUGGCACUGGCCGCCAGCCUCCAAGCCCCACGACGACCAACAAAGCAGCACACGCUCCUCGAAGCGAAGCGCAGCAGCAAGCCCCCAUCAUCAAAAGGGCCGCGACGGAUCACGUCCGACGGCGUCAAGCGCUCGGGCCUGUCAUUAAGGACGCAGCUGUCCCUCGUACGCGCCGUGAACAACGCGCAAGCACCAACGAAGCAAGUGCGAGAGAAGAAGCGGACGGGCAUCACGAAGCGGAACGAGACCAGAGCUAACGUCACCGAGGUCCUCUACGAGCGCAGUUUGUUAUUAGUGGACGGCUACAACGUCGUCUUCGGGAGUCCCAACCUCAAGCAGAUGUCGGAGAAGUCCCUGGACCAGGCGCGAGAAGCGCUGGUCGCGGGCUGCGAGUCCGUCGCCUCUGCGCGAAACUGGGACGUCGUCGUGGUUUUUGACGCGCCGCAGACGGAUGACGAGAGGAUCGAGGACGUGCGGAGUCCGCGGACGACCGUAGUGUUCACCGAUAGAAUGGAAAGUGCGGACGCGUUCAUCGAGAAAAUUGCGGAAGAGCGGCGCAAUUUGGGCGACGGCGCGACCCUGGUGGCCACGAACGACGGCAUGAUCCGGCUCAUGGCCGCGGCGCGCAACGCCGGCGUGCUGAACGUCGCGGGGUUGAUUGAUGCCAUCGACGGCGCAGAAAAAGCUCUCGCGUCGCGCCUCAAGGCGGGCCGCGCGGCCAACGCUAUGCAAAAGGACGACUACGACGUCCUCGCCGAUUUAGCGGCGCGGCACACGAGCGCCGCCGAGGAGCAGCGGAACGCUUUGAGAGCGCAGCAGCGGUCGGACCACCGGCGCUUGUUGGAGCGGAUCGCAUCAAAACGCUCCCUCGUGGACGUGGCUCGAUUAGCCGCCGUCGAGCGGACGAUGGGCGACGGAGAUCGGAAGGCCUUCGACGGGGACAAGCGGCUGCUCGGGCUGUUGGACUUGCUGGGGACGGCCUGGUGGGAAGGUGCGGAGGGCGAGGCGCUCGGGGGUGUGCCGCCGUGACGCAUCGACGGCGUACUGUGUGUAAAUAAUCUACUAUGUGACACAAGGAUAUAAC